Molecule: messenger RNA, 2590 nt
Organism: Cynoglossus semilaevis (tongue sole)
Lineage: Eukaryota; Metazoa; Chordata; Actinopteri; Pleuronectiformes; Cynoglossidae
Gene: mpp4b
Product: MAGUK p55 scaffold protein 4b
Exons: 22
Coding region: 386-2290 (634 amino acids)
Molecular function (GO): protein binding
Source: RefSeq, a predicted model, not a curated record
GUGCAUGCCGUGCCCUCUGUCUCUCCUGCAAGCCACUAAAGGCUGAAAAGAGUUAAGGAGAUUUAACAGCUUGGCUGCAGCUGGUCAGUAGGUGAGCGAGGAAGUGGCCUGUGGUGUGGACGGAGUGAGUGAAGAGGCAGCUCACUUGGCCAGGAUUAGGUGGGAUCUGGAGAGAUUACUGCCUUCUCUGUGUGUGUGUCUGUUUGUCUCUCUGUGUGUGUGUGUGUGUUCCUGGCUCUAUAGAAACAUUGGCUGGUUCAGACUUUUUCCUAUUUCAGUGUCCUUUGUCCUCGCACUCUGUGUAGAGGCAUGCAGAAAUCCUGAGGACUGCAGCAGAAAGUUUCUUUCCUCUUUUUUCAGUUCCUCAGUGAAAAGUUCAUCAACCAUGAAGCAGGCGGUGGAGGCUCAGGUUCUAAUCCCUCACUGUCAACUUGGAGAAGCAGGCCUGCGUCAGAUCCUGACAGAUGUGAUUGAGGAGGUGAGAAAGUCGGUGAGCCAGGACCUGGAUGGAGCAGAGAUCCUCCACAGUUUGUUGAACGCUUCCUGGCUGCACUCACUGCUCAAGGUGUACGAGUGUCUGGGACAGUACCUCAGAGACUCUCCUGCUCCGUUCCUGGACUUCGCUUCUGGACUCACAUUUCAGCUGCUGAUUGACAUCAGGUCACUGCCCGGCUCCUCUGAAGAGGCCAGAGAGUUGUAUCGUCUCCUGCGAAAGCCUCACAUGCAGGCUCUGCUUUUUGCCCAUGACACGGUGGCCCACAGAGACUACGGGCCAGUGCUGCCACCUAUGCCUGAGGAGCUGCCGGACGAUGAGGAGGCCACGAGGACUGUCUGUCUGGUCAAAAACAAACAGCCUCUGGGAGCGACUAUAAAAAGAAAUGAGAGCACGGGGGAGAUUUUUAUCGCUCGGGUGAUUCAUGGAGGACUGGCUGAUCGAAGUGGUCUGCUCCAUACAGGUGACCGGGUCCUAGAGGUGAAUGGUUUUCCUGUUGAUGGAAUGGAACCUGAACAAGUGAUUCAGGUUGUGGCCAGGUCACAGGGCACCAUCAUCUUCAGGGUCAUCCCAAUGACAGAGAGACCAGUCCAUAACAAGACCAUGCUCUACGUGCGGGCCUUGGUCGAUUACAGCCCACAGCAGGACCCCUACAUCCCCUGCGCUGAUGCUGGCAUGAGCUUCCAAAAAGGUAACGUACUGGAGAUCGUGGACCAGACAGAUGCCCUUUGGUGGCAGGCCAGAAAACUGCCUGACCACGCAGCCUGUGCUGGACUCAUCCCCUCCAACAACCUGCUCAAACGGAAGCAGAAGGAGUUGUGGUGGUCUCAGCCGUAUCAGCCACAAGCCUGCUUUCAAACCUUGAGCACCGUCGAAGAGGAAGACAUGAUGGCCAUCGAUGAGAAUUGUGUUGAAGCAGAUGAGGAGGCUUUUGAAUCUGAGGAGUUCAGAGAUGAGGAUGACGACUUCAGCACAAACACCAAAGGGAUUUAUUUAGCUGGCUUCAGGCGCAGCAUGCGCCUAUUCAGGCGUCGCUCUCACAACACCAGCCAGCCGACCUGCCCCACCCGCUGUCCCAGCAGCUGUCCCAGCAGCUGUCACAGCGCCCUCUGCAGCCCCUAUGAGGAGGUGGUGCGCUACCAGCGCCACACCCAGGACACCCAACGCCUCAUUGCCCUCCUAGGUCCUCCUAAUGUUGGUGUAAACGAACUUCGCAGGCGCCUGAUUGAAACAAAUCCCGACAUUUUUCAGGGAGCGUUGCCUCACACAACACGGGCUCCUAAAGAGUACGAGGAGUCUGGGAGAGAAUAUGUCUUCACAAGUCGCGAAAUUUUCAACAACAUGGUUCAGAACAAUAGGUUCCUGGAGCACGGCGAGUAUAAAGGAAAUCUUUACGGUACCAGUUAUGAUUCUGUGAAGGAAGUGUUAAAGGGUGGAAAGAUCUGCCUCAUUGACAUUGAGCCAAAUGCCAUUCACGCAGUGAGAAACCAUGAACUUAAGGCCUACAUCAUCUACGUAAAGCCACCUCCCCUGGAGCGCCUCCAGGAGACCAGGCAGGAUUCCUGCAUCACCACUAACUACUACAUCAACAGACCGUUCAAAAGCGAAGACUUCCAGGAAAUGGAAGAAUUGUCUGAAAAGAUUGAGUCCCAUUUUAGGCAGUUUUUCGACCACGUGAUUGUCAACGAUAAGCUGCAGGACUCCCUCGACCAGCUGAUGUCAGCUGUGAGAAAGGCACAGAACCAACCUCAGUGGGUUCCUGCCCGCUGGAUACGACCCACAACCACAGAACCAUAAAAGGAAACAAUCAGGCAAUAAAAAUUAAUGUUAUUGGAGCACCAAAAUUAUGAUAGUAUUUUUUUGAGUAACAAUUCAGAGGUUACUUGCUCUGUAUUUUUUAUUAUACAUUAAAGACGUUUUUUUUCUCUCUCGUCUGUUAUUAUUUAAGUAGGCUCUUGAAAAUAUUGUAUUUUGUGAUAUUAUUGUAAUAAAUAAAUCAUUUUUGAAAUGAAAAUGUGAUGUAGAAAUGCAUGAUGUCAAUAAAUGUUUGUGUAUUUGGUUCAAUGUAAACUUUGUGUAUCGUUAUAUACGUAGUUG